AUGAGUUUCGCCAUCUACGACCUUGACGAGGACGUGCGCCGUCUUCUCAGUCUUGAUAACUUUCUAGAUGGCCUCUCAGUUCAUGAGUUUGUGGAGGAAUUGAGCAAAGACCAUAUCUUGAAGGGUCAAGAGGUCAAAAACCUCGAGUACUUGGAUCCCAAGCCGUACAUUCGUACAUUCGAGUCAACGCUUCGUCACUUGAAGCACUUGUCCGAGGAGUCUACCAAGGAGCUCAAGGAAACCGAAAAAGACGUGGAGGAGUUCGAAUUGCGUCACAGUGAACAGGUGCUCAAGUUGUCUGGUCAGGUUGAGAAGAUUGUCUCUCUGUUUGACGACUUGGACACGCUGAUUUCCCAUAUUUCUGAUGUCAUUGACCCAUUGAACCAGAAGCUUAACCGAAUCACCAACUCCCGUGACCGUUCGGUCGAUACCAUCUUCUUGAUUCGGUCCUACCACGGUUUCUAUACCAAGGAGAAGUACGAUCCACUUGAGAAGCUACGUACCGCCAGAGACACCGAGCUGAAGAUGAAGUGUGCCAGAACCGUGAAGAACCUUCUCACUUUGGCGAAAAAGAUCGACUCAAUGACGGGUAAUAUCCCCAAGGUGAGCAAGUGUGUUACUACAAUUGAGAAGUAUUCCGAGCUUCUCGAGCGUGGCCUCGUGGAAAGGUACGAACUAGCCAGCGAGGACUCCGAUUACGACGAAAUGCGGGAAAUUGCAACCAUCAUGUUUGAAUUCAACGGCGGUGCCAGUGUGGUUCUGGCUUUCAUGAACAAGAGUGAUAUAUUCAACGAGGCAGAACAAACCGAGGACGAAGAGGAGGGCGUGUCCAUUUUGGAAGAUGAGGCGAUCUGGACGAAGCUCGCUGAUCCCAACUUCCAAGUGCAUAGUCUCUUUGACGACGAAAAGACUCAGAUUCUCCUUGACAGACUCAAGAUUUCCAUUCGUGGCCAGCUGAGAGUCAUCCAACAGGUUUUUGAGAAGCCUGUGCCAGUGCUCAAAAUGCUCCUUCAGCGUAUCUACGCCCAGAUGAUCAACAACAAGGUCUCCACUCUUUUGCUGUAUUCGCUGCCUCAUGGACCUUUGGUCCACGUUCGUCUCCUACAUGCCUUGUACGUUCUUGUGGGCGACUUCACCAAGGAUAUGAAGGAGUACUUCUCUCUCAACGAUUACGAUGAGAACAAUGAACUUGCAGUGACUUUGGACCAGUCCUACUACGAUUUGUUUAUUGAUUAUCUCUCGGAUGAUACAUACUUCCGCAUGGAGAAGGACAUGUUGGAGCGUUAUAUUUUCUUCCUUGCUACAAGGUUCACCGAAUUCAACGAAAAGGCCAUCACGAAACGUUCCCUUGAAGAUGCUCUUCAGGAAUGGGAAAACCAAAACAACCAAAUUGCUAGCAAUGGCCUAAUAUCAGGCGAUCCUAAUGCCGGUGAAAAGCACAUGUUCCACUUCAUCAAGCGUAAGCGUCUUGACAAAUUUAAAGACUUUAUGAAAAUGCAUCUACCAGAAAGACCGCUUUCGACUCGGGAGUCAGCGGAUGUGGCCCAAAGAAAAACAGAAUACAUGGAGUUUGGUGAAGUCAACAUCACCAAAGUCCAACAGAUUAUCAAACUUGCCAUCGAGGCCAUUGCGAGAAUCUUGGAGCUCGCCCCGCAAAAGUCUGCUGAAUACUCUCUUGAAGUGCUUGAAAUCCUUCUUUUGGAUUUUGGUGGACUUUACAUUGGUGGUGGCCUUGAGGUUGCUUUUGACAGAGCCAAGUUCGAGCUUUCCGUUGCUGGACUGAAGCCUGAGUGUGACCUCGAAUUCAUGAAAACAUUCAACUUGACGACGGAGGUUUUGCGUCUUCUAUCAUCUUGCAUCAAGAAAAUCAUACUUCCUUGUGCUGUCAACAGCCCUGCCAUCAGAAACAGGAUGAUCAGUUUGACCAACAACUAUGUCGCCCGGUGCGAGAAGAGUUUGAACUUGAUCUUAGCGGCCACUGUUGAGCUCGUCACCGAGAAGCUCACAUCAAUUUUGCAAAAACAGAAAAAGAAGGAUUUUGUCUGUGAUGAUACAAGCAUGAGUAACAAGGUGUACACGGAUGUCUGUGAGGAAGUCACAACUUUCUUAGACAAUGUCUACGAGUACCUUUCAAAGUACUUGAACAACGAAAACUUAAGAGAUGUGUUGAUCAAAAUUGGUAUGAUUUCAUUGGAGCUUUUGCUUGAUCACUUCAAGAAAUUCCAAGUCAAUUCCAAUGGUGGUCUUGUUUUAACACAAGAUGUGAUCAACUAUCAGUCUGUUAUUGAUACUUGGGAGAUUCCUGAGCUCACAGAAAACUUCCAGAUUCUUAAGGAAAUCAGUAACUUGUUCACCGUGCAACCAAACUUGAUCAACUCAUUGAUCACGGAGGGUCACUUGGCCAAGUUGAAGAUCUACACUGUCAGACAGUACAUCUCCAAGAGAACAGAUUUUUCUCCAAACUACCUUGAGCGUUUCUUUGGACGCAAAUAA
Messenger RNA from Candidozyma duobushaemuli, 2493 nucleotides. RefSeq names its product exocyst subunit (gene SEC10). The transcript has a single exon. The record is from RefSeq and is a predicted model, not a curated record. Gene Ontology annotation, biological process: Golgi to plasma membrane transport; exocytosis. Lineage: Eukaryota; Fungi; Ascomycota; Pichiomycetes; Serinales; Metschnikowiaceae. Bases 1 to 2493 code for a protein of 830 amino acids. Gene Ontology annotation, cellular component: exocyst; cytoplasm.